Molecule: messenger RNA, 318 nt
Organism: Volvox carteri f. nagariensis
Lineage: Eukaryota; Viridiplantae; Chlorophyta; Chlorophyceae; Chlamydomonadales; Volvocaceae
Exons: 2
Coding region: 1-318 (105 amino acids)
Source: RefSeq, a predicted model, not a curated record
AUGGACGGAAGAGGCUAUAAACAACGGCGGCGGCGGAACAGCGGCGACAGGCGUGGGAUCCUGCCCUACGUGGCCCGAGUGGUUCGUCCCGCCUCGGCGGGGGGUCGGGUUCUGCUGCUGGAGCACUGCCGCUCCGACAACCCGCUUCUGGCGGCGUACCAAGAUGUCACGGCGGGGCCUGUGGCGGCGCUGGGUAAGGGCUGUGUUUGGAACCAGGAGGUGGAGGCGAUGGCGGUGAGGGCGGGGCUGCAGGUGGUGGUUUCGGAGCGAGCCGCUGCCGGCACUGUGGAGCUGCUGGUGGCGGUCAAACAGCCUUGA